Helianthus annuus (common sunflower) is the source of this 1005-nucleotide messenger RNA. Its product is annotated as expansin-A11. The record is from RefSeq and is a predicted model, not a curated record. Gene Ontology annotation, biological process: plant-type cell wall organization. Bases 20 to 781 code for a protein of 253 amino acids. The transcript has 3 exons. Lineage: Eukaryota; Viridiplantae; Streptophyta; Magnoliopsida; Asterales; Asteraceae. Gene Ontology annotation, cellular component: extracellular region.
ACUUCUUUGCAGACCGAGAAUGGCGAAAAGUUGCAUUAUUUUGUUAUCUGCAAUCUGUUAUCUGUUUGUUCAUUCGGAUGCAUUUACAGCAUCGGGAUGGACACGGGCUCAUGCAACCUUUUAUGGAGGCAGUGAUGCUUCAGGAACAAUGGGGGGUGCUUGUGGAUAUGGUAACUUGUAUACAACCGGUUACAAAACAAGAACAGCUGCAUUGAGUACUGCUCUUUUUAACGAAGGUGGCGCAUGCGGCCAAUGCUACAAGAUCAUAUGCGAUUACAAGGCAGACCCAAGGUGGUGCCGGAAAGGAGCAUCGGUAACCAUCACCGCCACCAACUUCUGCCCACCAAAUUUUGCUCAGCCUAACGAUGCCGGGGGCUGGUGCAACCCACCCCUCCAACAUUUCGAUAUGGCUCAGCCCGCUUGGGAAAAAAUCGGCAUUUAUGCUGGUGGCAUCAUCCCUGUUAUCUAUCAAAGAGUACCAUGCAAGAAGAAACAUGGAGUUAGAUUCACAAUAAACGGUCGAGAUUAUUUUGAGCUUGUUUUAAUAACUAAUGUUGGAGGGGCUGGAUCAAUCCAAUCGGUGAAGAUUAAAGGGUCGAAAACCGACUGGCAGCCGAUGUCAAGGAAUUGGGGAGCUAACUGGCAAUCAAAUUCUUAUCUCGACGGACAAUCUAUGUCCUUCAUGGUCACAACUAGUGAUGGUGUCACUAAAACCUUCAUGGAUGUCGUCCCUGCAAACUGGGGUUUUGGUCAAACCUUCUCGAGUCCUUUGCAAUUCUAAAUGUUGAACAACAAAUGUGGUUUAAAUGGUUUAAGGUUUAGAGAUUCGGGGUUUUCAAAGUGGCAGCGGCGUGUUUACUCUUUUUAUAGAAGCAGCCCGCGGGGUUUUCUUUCUUUCUUUUUUUUAAUCUUAGUUGUGUUUUUAUAAUAACUAUAUGGAUUGUGCUCGUUAUACUUGUGUAUUCUUUGACAAUUAUGUAAUGAAAACCACUGCUUUGAGCAUCA